AUCAUCAUCCGUAGCGGCCACAGAUAACACAGUCUCCAGCAGUGUGAGAAGGUAUGACAUCAACGGUGUGACGGUUGAAUUCCCAUUCGAAGCCUACCCACCACAGUUGGCGUACAUGACUAAGGUUAUCGAGACUCUCCAAGCUGCUUACUCGGAUCCACCAAAAACAGGCUCGCCAGCUGUUCACAACGCUCUACUGGAGUCCCCGACAGGAACAGGGAAGACUCUCUGUCUUCUAUGUGCCACCCUAGCCUGGCGAAGGAGCCUCACUGAGGACAAGAUACCUUCGUCGUCUUCAUCUGCCAACGCUGCUUCCCUCCCAAUUGAGGAUGUUCCGCUAGAGACACAGCCAGAGAUAGCUCACGCCGUGGAAUUCGGUAUCAUCGGCCCACGGUGGCGUUCCAAGCAGCUGAUCGUCGAAGAGCAUCAGCGACAAUCCCGUCGGUCGCCGUCCCCGCCUUCUCGGAAGUCGCCAGUGGCGGUGCCGAAGAUUGUAUAUUCAUCGAGAACUCAUAGCCAACUGCGACAGGUGAUGCGAGAACUGAGAAGUACGAGCUACGCGAAGGAUUGUCAGCAUAUAACUUUGGCGUCGCGAGAGCAUUAUUGCGUUAACACCAGAAUCAGCGCCAUACAAGGGAGUCGGAAAACAGCCGCGUGCACUAGUCUCAUACUCAAGAAUGCCUGUCCAUACUACAAUCGGAUGUGGCAGAUGAACGAGACGCCCUCAAUGAUACCGCCGCCAGCUCUCGACGUCGAAGAACUGACAUCGCAUGCUAGGGGGAAAGGCUACUGUCCGUUUUACUACGCCAGAAAGGUGGCUCGCGAGGGGUCUAAUUUGGGAUGCAUGCUCGUCCCGUACAACUACCUAUUCGAUCUGUCAGCCUUGAAGGGAGCCUUAGGACCACAGGCCUUGGAAGGGGCGAUCGUCAUAGUGGACGAAGGACAUAACAUUGAAGCUGUCUGUGAGGAGUCUGCAAGUUUCGAGUGGGGCAACUUUGACAUUUUCGCAGCUGUGGAGGAAGUGGAUGAGGCGGCGUAUCGCUGCAAUAAUUCCCCAAAGAUUCUAGGCCUGAACGUUGAGCAUGCUCCCGAUGACAGCCCUUCGGCCGCGCCAGUGACGGAGGAUGACCUUCUGCUUCUCAAGGAGGACCUGAUGUCGUUGGAGGCUACACUAACGUCGGCUGAUAUCGUUACUGCAACGGAGGGAAGUGCGGUGCUAGACUUUUUCAAGCAGGCAGGGAUCACGGAUCAGACCGUGACGAGGAUCCGCUCAACACUUGAAGGCGCUAUAUCCCUCUUUCAUACAACAGCUCCGGAGGCUGACGCUGGUGGUCACUCGAACAAUAAUACACUAGGAGCUGCCUCUUCUGGAGCUUUCCUUGGAAGCUUUCUACGCAUCAUCGAUUUGGUGUUUGCGAAUGAUAUUGAGCUUCUUGACAAGGCAAGCCGGCGCACGUCUGUCCUUAAUAGGAACGGCCGUUUCAGGUGCUUCUCAGGAGGUGUAGCAGCCAGAAAACUGUUGGCAAGCGAGGGCAUCUUGUCACUCAUAGUCACAAGUGGCACACUCGCCCCCCUCACUGAGUUCAAGCGGGGACUACGCGGCGUGGACUUCCCUAUUAUGCUCGAGAACGAUCACAUCAUAAUAUGGGGUGGUAUCAUAUGUGCGGGGCCAACCAAUGUUAAACUAAACGGCAGCUUCAGAGCGAGGAACAGCCAUGAUUACUUGCAGGAGCUUGGCAAUGUCUUGGCGAAUGUUGCGCCUAAAGCUGGGGACGGUGUGUUGGUUGCCUUCAGCAGCUACGCACAGCUCAGGACUGCCAAGGACUUCUGGGACUCCCAUGAUAUCACCAACCGAUUCCAGCAAAGAGGACUGAGAAUCUUCGAAGAACCAAAUGACGCGACACGCCUUAGACCGGUUCUGGCUGAGUAUACGGCGGCUAUAGCUUCUAACUCCUGCAAUGGAGCGAUUCUCUGCGCAGUUUGCCGCGGUAAAGUUUGCGAAGGAGUUGACCUCACUGAUCGGCAAUGCCGCAUAGUCAUGGUCGUUGGAAUACCCUACCCAAUGUUCAAGGAUGAGAGGGUGCAGCUGAAAAUGCAGUAUUUGGAUACUGCAAGAGACAUCGAAGACAUUCAAAAAGGCGCACACGCUCCCCUCGGCCGUGCAUGGUAUAGCCUCGAGGCCAUGCGAGCUGUGAAUCAGGCUGUUGGGCGCAUCAUACGUCAUAAGAAUGAUUUUGGCGCGGUCCUGCUAUGCGAUGAGAGAUUCCAGAGCGAAGCCCAUCGGUUACCCGCCUGGCUCCGGCCCUAUGUGAAGACAUACCAAGCGUUCGGCCCUGCCAUAGGUUCUCUAACACAGUUUUUCAAUCAAAUUCCUGAAGCCCUGCAGGCAUCGGCUCGCCUCUGCAAGGAUUCGUACCUCGAGGCAGCGAUUAAUAGCAGCAAGGAUGCGAGCAAGUCCAGCAAGCUGGUUGGUCGGGUGGGAUCAACGUCGAUUUCGAAUCCCUCCAACGCCUCGAAGCACAACAGCCGAGAUGCUUACGGGGAGAACCUCAACGCCUUGACAAACCGGAUGCUCAAACAAGUGGCUGGUUCAACUGGCGGUCAAAAUACCAAGACGAAGAACGAUCAGUUCGUCACUCUACUGAAUAGGACUCUCUCCAAGGAGGAUAGUCGCGUCAUUACGGAGUGUACCAAGCUGAUAGUCACUGGAGGACAGUCGCUUAUCGAUGACCAGCUACGGAGCAUCCUGCGCAGAGUUUAUCGAAUUCUUUGGGGAACCGGUAGCCAAAGUCACAGGGAGUUGAUUGAACGUUUCGACGAUAUGGCAAGACGUGUGAAGAAGAAUCCACGAGUGCCGGUUCUAUGGCGACAAGUGAUGGAGGAGUCUAAUGCAUCGCAGCCAGCUGCAAAGAGGGCUAAGUUUGAUCCGACACAAGUCCAGCAGGUUCCCCGUUGAAUAC
Molecule: messenger RNA, 2960 nt
Organism: Perkinsus marinus ATCC 50983
Lineage: Eukaryota; Perkinsozoa; Perkinsida; Perkinsidae
Product: regulator of telomere elongation helicase 1 rtel1, putative
Exons: 19
Coding region: 116-2956 (946 amino acids)
Biological process (GO): regulation of double-strand break repair via homologous recombination; negative regulation of DNA recombination; negative regulation of t-circle formation
Cellular component (GO): nucleus
Molecular function (GO): hydrolase activity, acting on acid anhydrides, in phosphorus-containing anhydrides; ATP binding; DNA polymerase binding
Source: RefSeq, a predicted model, not a curated record